Molecule: messenger RNA, 4186 nt
Organism: Momordica charantia (bitter melon)
Lineage: Eukaryota; Viridiplantae; Streptophyta; Magnoliopsida; Cucurbitales; Cucurbitaceae
Product: splicing factor
Biological process (GO): spliceosomal complex assembly
Molecular function (GO): mRNA binding
Source: RefSeq, a predicted model, not a curated record
AUUUCUCCUUUUCCCGAUCAAACAAAGCCCUAAAAUUAUCUGAUUUUCUAAUUUCGCUGCACAGACGAAGGAAGGAAAGUUCGCCAUUCGAAUUCGCCACUAGAUUCAGUCUAUCCGCGAAACACUCGCCGAAUCGAUUUCUGGGGCUCUGGAUUCAGACGCAAGUCAUGGAUUUAGAGAUAGCCAAAACCCAGGAGGAGCGGAGGAAGAUGGAGCAGCAGUUGGCUUCUCUCAGCUCAGUCACCUUCGAUACUGAUCUUUAUGGCAGCAAUGAUAAGGCGGGUUAUGUGACUUCCAUCCCGGUUAACGAGGAUGAUGAGAACCUCGAAUCCUUGGACAACGAGGUUGCUCGGAAGUUGGCAUCGUAUACGGCCCCCAAGUCUCUGUUGAAGGAGAUGCCCAGAGGCAGCGAAGAAGAUGAUGAUAUGGGGUUUAAGAAACCCCAGAGGAUUAUUGAUAGAGAGGAUGAUUAUAGGAAACGGAGGUUGAAUAGGGUGAUAUCACCUGAGAGGCACGAUGCAUUUGCUGCGGGUGAGAAGACGCCUGACCCGUCUGUGAGGACGUAUGCGGAGGUUAUGAGAGAGGAGGCGUUAAAGAGGGAGAAGGAGGAGACGUUAAGGGCUAUAGCCAAGAAGAAGGAGGAAGAGGAGGCUGCUAAGGCGUCUGGUGAGAGGCCAAAGGAGUCGGCUGCAGCAGCUGCAGCACCCCAGAAGAGGAGGAAUAGGUGGGAUCAAUCGCAGGACGAAGGUGGAGCAAAAAAAGCAAAGACCUCGGAUUGGGAUUUGCCUGAUACAACACCUGGAAGGUGGGAUGCCACACCAGGCAGAGUGGGGGAUGCCACACCUGGUGUGGGGAGAAGGAAUAGGUGGGAUGAGACUCCGACUCCAGGGAGGUUGGCUGAUUUGGACGCAACUCCAGCUGGUGGUGUUACGCCUGGUGCAACCCCAGCUGGAAUGACUUGGGAUGCAACUCCCAAACUUCCUGGGAUGGCUACGCCAACUCCAAAAAGGCAGAGAUCACGUUGGGAUGAGACCCCAGCAACAAUGGGAAGUGCAACUCCAAUGCCUGGAGCUACCCCUGCUGCUGCUUUUACUCCCGGUGUGACUCCUGUUGGAGGAGUAGAGCUGGCUACCCCCACACCUGGGGCUAUCAAUUUGCGUGGCCCAAUGACCCCUGAGCAGUAUAACUUGAUGAGGUGGGAGAGAGAUAUUGAGGAGAGAAACCGACCAUUGACUGAUGAAGAACUUGAUGCCAUGUUUCCACAAGAGGGAUAUAAGAUUCUGGACCCUCCUGCUUCAUAUGUGCCUAUUCGAACACCUGCAAGGAAGCUGCUUGCCACGCCAACUCCAAUGGGAACUCCUCUUUAUGCCAUCCCAGAGGAGAAUCGGGGGCAGCAGUUUGAUGUUCCGAAGGAAGCACCUGGUGGCUUGCCGUUCAUGAAGCCAGAGGAUUACCAAUACUUUGGGGCACUGUUGAAUGAGGAAGACGAGGAGGAAUUGUCUCCAGAAGAGCAGAAAGAGCGGAAGAUUAUGAAGCUCUUGCUCAAGGUAAAGAAUGGAACGCCCCCUCAGAGGAAAACAGCUUUAAGGCAGCUUACUGAUAAAGCUCGUGAGUUUGGUGCAGGCCCAUUGUUCAACCGCAUUCUGCCACUCCUUAUGCAGCCUACUUUGGAGGACCAGGAGAGGCAUCUUUUGGUUAAGGUUAUUGACAGAGUCCUUUAUAAAUUGGAUGAAUUGGUUCGUCCCUAUGUGCACAAAAUUCUUGUUGUGAUUGAGCCAUUGUUGAUUGAUGAAGAUUACUAUGCACGUGUAGAAGGUAGAGAAAUUAUAUCCAAUCUUAGUAAGGCUGCUGGUUUGGCUACUAUGAUUGCUGCUAUGCGUCCAGAUAUUGACAACAUCGAUGAGUAUGUUAGAAAUACAACUGCCAGGGCUUUUAGUGUUGUUGCUUCUGCACUUGGAAUUCCUGCCCUUCUUCCAUUUUUGAAAGCUGUGUGUCAGAGUAAAAAAUCAUGGCAAGCACGUCAUACUGGAAUUAAGAUUGUUCAGCAGAUUGCUAUUCUUAUUGGUUGUGCUGUUUUACCGCAUCUUAGGUCUCUUGUUGAAAUUAUUGAACACGGUCUCAAUGACGAGAACCAAAAGGUGAGGACAAUUACUGCUCUGUCUCUAGCUGCACUUGCUGAGGCUGCAGCUCCAUAUGGUAUUGAAAGCUUCGACUCCGUUUUGAAACCACUGUGGAAGGGUAUUAGGUCGCACCGUGGUAAGGUGUUAGCAGCUUUCCUUAAGGCAAUUGGUUUUAUUAUUCCUUUGAUGGAUGCGCUGUAUGCCUGCUACUAUACAAAGGAAGUGAUGUACAUUCUGAUUCGAGAGUUUCAAUCACCUGAUGAAGAAAUGAAGAAAAUUGUUCUCAAAGUGGUCAAGCAGUGUGUGAGCACUGAGGGAGUAGAGGCUGAUUAUAUUCGUAAUGAUAUUCUUCCAGAAUUCUUUAGGAACUUUUGGGUUCGAAGAAUGGCUUUAGAUCGUAGAAAUUACAAGCAACUUGUGGACACAACUGUUGAGAUAGCAAACAAAGUCGGUGUUGCUGAUAUUGUAGGUAGAGUUGUUGAAGAUCUUAAGGAUGAAAGUGAACCUUAUAGAAGAAUGGUUAUGGAAACGAUAGAGAAAGUUGUUGCGAACUUGGGUGCAUCUGAUAUUGAUGCUCGAUUAGAAGAGUUGUUGAUUGAUGGGAUUCUUUAUGCCUUCCAAGAGCAGACCAGCGAUGAUGCUAAUGUGAUGCUUAAUGGGUUCGGUGCAGUUGUCAACUCUCUUGGGCAAAGAGUAAAACCGUAUCUUCCCCAGAUUUGUGGUACCAUAAAGUGGAGACUGAAUAACAAGAGUGCAAAAGUGAGGCAGCAAGCAGCUGAUCUUAUUUCAAGGAUUGCCGUUGUCAUGAAGCAGUGCCAAGAGGAACAACUCAUGGGCCAUCUUGGCGUUGUCUUGUAUGAGUAUUUGGGAGAAGAAUACCCUGAAGUUCUGGGUUCCAUUUUGGGAGCUCUCAAGGCUAUUGUGAAUGUUAUCGGUAUGACAAAGAUGACCCCUCCUAUCAAGGAUCUGCUUCCCAGAUUAACACCAAUUUUGAAGAACAGACAUGAGAAAGUGCAGGAGAACUGCAUUGAUCUUGUUGGUCGUAUUGCUGAUCGUGGUGCUGAAUUUGUUCCUGCAAGAGAGUGGAUGAGGAUCUGCUUUGAGUUGCUUGAGAUGCUCAAAGCACACAAGAAGGGUAUCCGGCGUGCCACGGUUAACACUUUCGGGUAUAUUGCUAAGGCCAUUGGGCCACAAGAUGUUUUGGCAACUUUAUUGAACAAUCUAAAAGUACAGGAACGUCAGAAUCGUGUUUGCACCACCGUCGCAAUUGCAAUAGUCGCAGAAACAUGUUCACCUUUUACAGUUCUGCCUGCCCUAAUGAACGAGUAUCGUGUGCCAGAGCUCAACGUGCAAAAUGGUGUGUUGAAGUCUCUCUCCUUUCUUUUCGAGUAUAUAGGCGAAAUGGGAAAGGACUAUAUCUAUGCAGUGACGCCAUUGCUCGAGGAUGCUCUGAUGGACCGAGAUCUUGUCCACCGACAAACCGCAGCGUCUGCUGUGAAGCACAUGGCUCUAGGGGUGGCCGGUUUAGGUUGUGAAGAUGCCUUAGUCCACUUGCUGAACUAUGUAUGGCCGAACAUAUUCGAAACAUCCCCGCACGUCAUAAACGCAGUGAUGGAAGCCAUCGAAGGAAUGAGGGUGGCAUUGGGCGCAGCCGUUGUGCUCAACUACUGCCUGCAGGGGCUUUUCCACCCGGCUCGGAAAGUUCGAGAAGUAUACUGGAAAAUCUAUAACUCGCUGUACAUUGGUUCCCAGGAUGCUCUUGUUUCAGCUUAUCCAGCAUUAGAAGAUGGAGAAAACAAUGUGUACAACCGACCGGAACUGGUGAUGUUUGUGUGAAGUGAAGUGCAUUAAUUUUUGAUGGGGCGAGUAUGUAUUGAAUUAGUUUGUAUCGUUUUGGGUUCUUAGCUCUUCACAGAAGGAUUUCCAUUAGUAAGUAURGCCCAUUGGCCUUAGCAUGUGAUAUUAAUAUCCUUUGCUGCUUAUUCUAACUACUAAACCAAAGAAAGGGUUUUUUGCUAAUGGGAUCCUUUAUUAGCAUUAUAAUGUACUUUUUUCAGUUAAGUUGA